AGUGUGAAGUAUGCAAAAUCUUGGUCUCUGAAGUGGAGGAUAGACUUCAUAGGACCUCGUCCCACGACCGUCUUGAGAUGGGCCGUUUUGGUCAGCAGCAAAAGAAAGCUGUAAAAUACAACAAGUCUGAAACAAGACUGAUUGAAGUUCUGGAUGAAGUAUGUGACCAGGUACUUCUGUAUAAGGUUCAUGCAGAGAGGCAGGGAAGUCUAAGAUAUGCCAAGGGAGAGAGCGAGACAAUGCGAACACUCAAGGGGCUUAAGGCAAAAGGUGUUAAGGUAGAACUUGGUAUUCCAGAUGAGAUGUGGGACAGUCCUCAUGCUGAAAUCUCACAAGUGAAGAAAAUGUGUGAACUGAUGAGAGAGGAGUAUGAGGAGGACAUAGAGAAUUGGUUUUUCUACCAUGAUGAUGAACCCCUCACCAAGUUUUUAUGUUCCCAGAAAGUGUUAUCCAAAGAUGAAGACGGAUGUCUUUCUGAGACACUAACGGAUGAGAAAUCAGUAGAUACUCCAGCUAAACCGAAGUCCAAAACGAAAAGGAAGCAUAGAAAAGGUGAUGAUGGAAGAAAUGGUCUAAAAGAUGAGUUAUGAUGGUAACAUCCAAAUAAUUACAUAAUUGCUUUUGUACAGUCUUCUUAUCCAUUCUUAUAUAAUUAUUGGGUCUUUAUAAAGUGGAAUAUUGUAUUUUAGUGAACCUGAUUUUGCUAAUGUGAUAUGUCAUAUGCAGAAAAUAAAUUCAUAAGUAUGUGAAAAUCUAUUAAGGA
This is a messenger RNA of Priapulus caudatus, 763 nucleotides long. Its product is annotated as protein canopy homolog 4-like. Lineage: Eukaryota; Metazoa; Priapulida; Priapulimorpha; Priapulimorphida; Priapulidae. The record is from RefSeq and is a predicted model, not a curated record. Bases 78 to 590 code for a protein of 170 amino acids. The transcript has 6 exons.